CAAUUUUUGAAAGAUCUCUCGGAAACCACUGGUAGCACCAUAACACUAGACAACUUGUGGUAUGUUCGUGAUGCGAUUUUCAUUGAGAAACUGCAUAAUAAGACGGAUAGACUCAUCAAUGAUACCACAUAUAAAAGAAUCGAUGAAAUAGUGGAUUUGAUGGAAAACUAUGAGGAUGGUCUUGAUCUCACGCCAGUGGACAACAUCAACUUCACAGUGGAGAUUGCAAAGGUUCGAGGUGGAGGCGCUCUGUGGGCAUUCAUGAAUCACUUCGAACAGAAGUUGUUCUGCAACGACCCAAACAAUCAGGAUAAACCGCAAUGUAACUGGAUGAAACACUUGCGAUACUAUGCGUUUUCUGCGGUAAGUUUGAUCGGUAUGACUUAG
Anisakis simplex (herring worm) is the source of this 387-nucleotide messenger RNA. The record is from the annotation of a GenBank genome assembly. NCBI's taxonomy places the organism in Eukaryota, Metazoa, Nematoda, Chromadorea, Rhabditida, Anisakidae.